AAAAAUUUCUUCACAGAGAAGUAGAAGCCUAUAAAAUUGGAACUACGUUUCUACAUGAAUUAAUCAUCUUGAUUGAUUAAUUAAUUUAAUUUCUACUAAUCUAAUUUUCAUAAUGGCGACGGUGGCCACAAAUAAUGCGACGGCCGCGAGUGGUGUUUGUCCCCCGGCUAUGAAAGCCACCUCCGAUGGCAUUUUUCAAGGCGAUAAUCCUCUUAAUUAUGCUCUUCCUCUUGCCAUCCUUCAGAUUUGUCUCGUCGUCCUUCUCACUCGCGUUCUUUCUUUCCUCCUUCGUCCCAUCCGCCAACCUCGUGUUAUUGCUGAGAUCGUCGGCGGCAUCUUGUUGGGUCCAUCGGCACUCGGCCGGAAUUUGAGUUACUUACACACAGUCUUCCCGCCGAGGAGUCUCACCGUAUUGGACACAUUGGCCAAUUUGGGUCUUCUCUUCUUCCUCUUUCUGGUUGGCUUGGAGUUGGACCUUAAAUCCCUCCGCCGCACCGGAAAACGAGCCAUGUGCAUUGCCUUUGCUGGGAUCACCCUCCCCUUCGUCCUUGGAAUCGGUACCUCCUUCGUUCUGCGAUCAACCAUCUCAAAAGGCGUCAAUGAAGCUGCAUUGCUCGUCUUUAUGGGUGUCGCUCUUUCCAUCACUGCCUUCCCUGUUCUCGCUCGAAUUCUGGCCGAGCUCAAGCUUUUGACAACCGAUGUAGGUCGGAUGGCUAUGUCCGCCGCUGCCGUUAAUGACGUCGCAGCCUGGAUCCUUCUAGCGUUGGCAAUUGCACUCUCUGGCUCCGGCAACUCCCCUUUCGUCUCCCUCUGGGUUUUCCUCUCCGGAGCUGGUUUUAUUGUUUUUUGUACCUUCGCUAUUCCACCGGUGUUCCGGUGGAUGUCGGAACGGUGCUCUGAGGGUGAGCCGGUGAAGGAAUUGUACAUUUGUGCCACUCUUUCCAUUGUUUUGGCUGCUGGGUUCAUGACGGAUUUGAUCGGAAUCCAUGCCCUGUUUGGAGCUUUCGUCGUUGGUGUUUUGAUUCCCAAGGAAGGACCAUUCGCCGGAGCUUUAGUUGAGAAAGUUGAGGAUCUUGUCUCCGGUCUUUUCCUUCCAUUAUACUUCGUUUCCAGUGGAUUGAAAACAAAUGUUGCAACAAUUAAAGGAGCUAAAUCAUGGGGCCUUCUUAUUUUAGUCAUUUUCAAUGCUUGUUUCGGUAAAAUCGUCGGAACUGUCUCUGUUUCGCUGCUCUGCAAAAUGCCAUUUACAGAAUCACUUGCUUUGGGUUUCUUGAUGAACACGAAAGGCUUAGUGGAAUUAAUUGUUUUAAACAUCGGCAAGGAUAGGAAGGUUUUGAAUGAUCAAACAUUUGCAAUUAUGGUUCUAAUGGCAAUCUUCACAACAUUCAUCACAACCCCGAUUGUUAUUGCUGUCUACAAGCCGGCCAAAAAACAGGCCAGAUCUAAUUACAAGCAUAGAACAAUAGAGAGGAAAAAUCCUAAUUCCGAGCUUCGAAUUCUUGCUUGCUUUCAUUCCUACGGAAACAUUCCGGCGACGAUUAACCUUAUUGAAGCUUCUCGAGGUAUUGAGAAAAAAGAUGGGCUAUGUGUUUAUGCUCUACAUUUAACAGAGCUAACAGAGAGAUCCUCCGCCAUUCUUAUGGUUCACAAAGCAAGGAAAAACGGCGUCCCCUUUUGGAACAAAGGCCGGGUUGAUUCAAACCAGAUCGUUGUCGCCUUCGAGGCAUUUCGACAACUCAGCCGGGUUUCAAUCCGGCCGAUGACUGCCAUUUCUGCUCUGUCCAACAUGCACGAAGAUAUCUGUAGCAGUGCCGAGACGAAAAGGGCCGCCAUUAUAAUCCUUCCAUUUCACAAACAUCAAAGAUUGGAUGGAUCUUUUGAAACGACAAGAACUGAUUACCGGUCAGUUAAUCGGAAAGUUCUGGAACAAGCCCCCUGUUCCGUCGCAAUUUUGAUCGACAGAGGACUCGGCGGUGGGUCUCACGUCAAUGCAAGUAACGUCUCUUCCACAGUCACAGUCAUUUUCUUCGGCGGGCCUGACGACCGUGAAGCUCUGGCGUUUGGAAAAAGAAUGGCGGAACAUCCCGGAAUUAGCCUGCACGUCGUCCGAUUCACACCCAGCACCGAUUUCGCGAUGGAAUCCGUCGCCGUCGACGUAAACAAGAACAAUUCGCCGGAUUCUGACUGUGAUGAUAAUGCGUUAGCAUCGAUUAAAUAUGAGGAGAGAAACGUGAGCAAAGGGAGCCACGCCGUAGAAGCAAUGAAGGAAUUUAAUAAAUCGAAUUUGAUUUUGGUAGGAAGAUGCCCGGAGGGGGAAGUGGUGAGGAGUUUGAAUACGAACAGUGGGGAUAGUUCAGAGCUUGGACCCGUCGGCGGGGUGUUGGCAUCGCCGGAAUUUUCGACGACGGCAUCGGUGCUGGUGGUGCAGCAAUUUCGCGGUGAACAAUCACCGUUAGCUAUGGAGUACACUUCGAAAGGGGAAUCUACUGAGGAUGAACGUUAAAGAAUUAAGUUUUUCUAAAAAAAUGAUUUUACGUAAUACCUAUUUAAUUCCAAGAUUAUGUUGGAAAUUGGAAUUAUUAUGCAUUAUCAAAUCAUUUCAUUUCCUAGGUUUGCAUUUUACACAAUAGCUUAAUAAAUCAAAAUAUUUACGAAAAUAUAUUAAAUUUUCAUAUUCUAUGUAAAUAUUUUUAACAAUUUUGUAAUAUGUUGAGAAUAAAAAUGUUAUUAUUGAUUAGAUUUGAGUUCAGUAUAUGAACUCUAAAAAAAUAAAUAUAAAAUUUCUUGUUUUUU
Molecule: messenger RNA, 2793 nt
Organism: Cucumis melo (muskmelon)
Lineage: Eukaryota; Viridiplantae; Streptophyta; Magnoliopsida; Cucurbitales; Cucurbitaceae
Product: cation/H(+) antiporter 18-like
Exons: 2
Coding region: 113-2503 (796 amino acids)
Biological process (GO): proton transmembrane transport; regulation of pH
Cellular component (GO): endomembrane system; membrane
Molecular function (GO): antiporter activity
Source: RefSeq, a predicted model, not a curated record